AUGGCGAUGCAGCAACGAAGUCCGGUCACCGUUGAGAGGGGCGUUAUCACUCGAACUCUGGGCGACACCAUACACGUAUGGCCGCUGAAAACCGAACAGAGAAAGGAAAUUAUUUUCCAAGAUAAAAGACACUUACCGACGCAAUAUCUCAAAGUUGGCGAAUGGGUAGAGAUGGAGAUGCGAAAUGGCGUCGUGGUUUAUCGCGAGAAAAUUGAGCCCAGGCUGCCGACUUACGUAACAGCACUGAUGAUGGGCUAUUCGGAUGAUCUGGGACGAGUGGCCAUUUUGUUUAAAUGCCCCGACCUGAAGCCCCAAUUUUCAUAUGAUGUUUGGGUGGCAAGGUACAACUUCCACUGGUGCCUCGUUCGACAGACUCUCAUUCCGGUGCAGCAGGAUGUCGUCAGCAGGCCGCCGGCUUCCAUUACAUCAACGGCUGCUCCCCGGGAAGAUGAGCUGAACAGCACUCUCACUGAAAAUACUUCUGCCUCAGAGUACGAUUUCGCAUAUGCACUGAGAUUCAAUGAUAUGGCAUUGCGAAGACUGUACAGCCACCAGAGCAUUCGCGAAGCAGUCUAUCAACAUAGCCCUGAAUUUGCGCAUUCCAUCGAGGAUUAUCUGAGAUCACAUGGGACCUGA
Messenger RNA from Gongylonema pulchrum, 636 nucleotides. Lineage: Eukaryota; Metazoa; Nematoda; Chromadorea; Rhabditida; Gongylonematidae. The record is from the annotation of a GenBank genome assembly.